AUGGCUUCGGAUCAUCAGUUCUCUGUUGUCGAUUAUGUUGUUUUUGCGGGAAUGUUGCUGAUCUCGGCCGGUAUAGGUGUCUACCACGCAUGCGCAGGAGGAAAACAGAAGAGCACUAGAGAGUUUCUUAUGGCGGAUAAAAGUAUGCAGUUUCUACCCGUGGCGGUCUCGGUGCUGGCCAGUUUUUUCUCGGCAUCUACCUUACUUGGAACUCCAGCUGAGAUCUAUCAGUUUGGCACCAUGUACUGGAUAUCUGUCUUCUCGGCUGUAAUGGCGCCACUUACUGGAGCGUUUUUAUUCGGUCCUAUGUUUUAUAACCUGAAAGUCGUCAGUGUAUUUGAGUAUCUUGAGCUGAGGUUUCAUUCGAAAACUGUCCGCUUGUUUGGUGCUUUCAUCUUUUUACUUAGAGCGACUCUAGGAAUGGGUAUAGUAUUAUAUGGACCGUCAACAGCUCUCAGUGCAGUGACUGAAAUACCUGUUUGGGUUAUCAUAGUUUGUGUAGGAGCAGUUUGUACAUUUUAUACUACUAUGGGUGGAAUGAAAGCUGUAAUAUGGACAGAUGUGUUCCAGACGUUAGUCAUGAUAGCGGGAAUGCUGGCUGUAUUUAUACAAGGGUGUAUCAAUUCUGGUGGUAUUGCUGAAAUAUGGAGAAUAUCCGAUAGAGGAGGAAGAAUCUCGUUUUUUGAUUUUAAUCCCGACCCCCAUAUACGCCAUUCAUUCUGGACUUUAAUAGUGGGUAUAUAUUUUGUAUGGUUACCACCUUAUACGGUUGAUCAACAGAUGGUUCAAAGAUUCGCUUCAACUAAAUCUUUAAAACAUGCAAAAUGGGCAUUAUUGUUGAAUAUACCGGGAAUGUUUAUUAUAAUAACGCUGUGUUCUGUUACCGGUUUGGCUUUAUACUCUCAUUAUGCUGAUUGUGAUCCUCUAAAGAAUAAAGACAUCUCUAAUCCAAAUCAGCUUUUGCCUUAUUUUGUACUGGAUAUUCUGGGCCAUCUUCAAGGUUUACCAGGCCUUUUCGUUUCUAGUUUGUUCAGUGGGGCACUCAGUUCAGUGUCGUCCAUGUUGAAUUCCUUGGCAGCUGUAACAUGGGAAGAUUUCUUAAAACUAAAAUAUUCACAUCUACCAGAUGAAAAGGCAGCUAUAAUCACAAAGGGAUUGGUGUUUAUAUAUGGAUGCUUAGGUGUUGGGGUGGCGUUUUUAGUCAAGGAAUUGGGAGGAACAGUUUUACAGGCUUCCCUGACUUUUAAUGGCGCUGCUGGGGCACCGUUGGUAGGAUUAUUUAUUCUUGGAGCUUGUUUUACCAGUGCUAAUUGGCUGGGGGCGUUUGUAGGAGGUAUGUUCGGUCUAGGAUUCGGUAUGUGGCUGAGUAUCGGUGCCUAUAUAACUAAACCAUUGGACUUCCAGUUACCCACAUCUACAGAUGGUUGUAACAUUACGUCUAAUAUGUCGUCAUUGAUGAUGUCAUCAACAACAACACCAGUAUCCAUCAUGUCCACGUAUUCACCUUCUGAUCCAAGCAAACUAGAAAGUUUAGAGAAAUUAUAUGGUUUAUCUUAUAUAUGGUUCAGUUUGCUGGGUAUUUUAUCAACUGUAAUAAUUGGUCUUAUUGUUAGUUUAAUAACAGGUAAUAUAUACUAA
This is a messenger RNA of Patella vulgata (common limpet), 1638 nucleotides long. Its product is annotated as sodium-coupled monocarboxylate transporter 1. Bases 1 to 1638 code for a protein of 545 amino acids. The transcript is spliced from 15 exons. Gene Ontology annotation, biological process: sodium ion transport; transmembrane transport. Gene Ontology annotation, molecular function: symporter activity. Gene Ontology annotation, cellular component: membrane. NCBI's taxonomy places the organism in Eukaryota, Metazoa, Mollusca, Gastropoda, Patellidae. The record is from RefSeq and is a predicted model, not a curated record.